UAUGUUGCUAGGUACAAAAAACAAGCGGAGCUCAUGCAAAUCGCUACGCACUCUUAAUAUUACAAUUAUUUUUCAGCGCACAUAAAACAGAGAGAGGUGGUUUGCCGCCUGCAUACACGGCGUAUAUGCUAACAUAUUGUGGAGAAAUCGUUUGAGGCUUGUAAGCCCAGUAGGAUAUUACAACACCCGCCGGACGUCCAACUUCACCCUCAAGUAGGCUAUUACAAAGCAGUCGCCCAUUAUCUCAAGACCUGCGGAAACCUAGAUAAGGGAUGCCUGACGAAGGCCCAUCCCCUCCCUGGUUCAAUGUCUUCAGGUGCAUCCUUCUCAGCUUGACGACGGUCCUCAUCAUCGGUGGGAACUCCUUCUGCCUCCUCAUUCUCCGGCGCGUGCACGGCAUCCACGAAGUCACCCGGCUGUUCAUGGCCUCCCUGGCCCUCUCGGAUCUCCUCACGGGCGUGUUUGUUGCCCUGCCCAUGGUCGUCUCCACGGCGAUGGACCGCUGGCCGUACGGCGACACCUUUUGCGGCAUCUACGGGGUGGGCAAGUACGUGUGCUACUACACGGGUCUCAUAUCGCUGAUAGCGGUAACCGUAGAGCGGUACAUCAUGGUGGUGUGUCCACUACGCUACCAUACCAUCGUGACGCUUUUUCGCGCCCGAGUCGCUGUCGCAGUCAUAUGGCUGCUCGCCUUGGCCAUCACCAUGUUCUUCGGGGGGAGCGUCAAUUUUGUCGGGGAUGUCGACGAAGACGAAGAUAACUGCAGCCUGGACACGGAAAAGGGGGAUUUCUGGCACUACCCGCUCAAAUACAUGGCCGUGGUCUUCAUCCUGGUCCCGGUAGUAACCGUGCUGGUUCUGUACACCCACAUCCUGCUGAUUGCCCGUCGCCAGAUAUGCCGGAUCGCAGCAGUCGCCCCGCUGGGACCCAUGUCCGAGGAGGAGCGUGCCGCGGUCCGAACCCGGCAAGCCAACCGCAGGGCGGCCGGCACGUUCCUCAUUGUCACGAUGGCUUUCGCUGUGGCCUGGAUGCCCUCUGCCGUGCGCAAACUCAACAAGCUGGCCACGGGCAUCUCGGACACCAUGUAUACCGAGUUCCUGGCCCGCUUCUGCAUGCUGUCCAACAGCUGGCUCAACAUUUUCGUUUACUACAUCCGCAACGAGUCCUUCAGACAGACGGCUAGACGCUACAUUGCCGCCAUAAGAGGUACAAGAACCUCCGAUGCCAUUGAGAUUAGUUACUAAAUGUAGAAAGACGACAGGACAGAAUAUCGAUCCGCUUAGACUGUGCUCACGGGCAUUAGGUUCGUGCCGUUCGUUCAACUGCAUUUACAAUGUAGGUUGCACAUCAACCUCGCACAAAGUUAACGUUGAUUUCCACACCAUCAGAACUGUUUAAGUUCAGGACAAACUAAAGCACAUUGGACUCAGAAUUUGUUAAAACAUUCAGCUGCACAGCCUACUAAGCCACGGAAAGUGCCCUCUAUCCAGGGUAUUCCUGUUGCUAUGGCUGCUUAUAAGUGUUCCAGUCAAUUGAAAAGCUAUUUUCUUUUUCCCCCUAAAUUCCAAU
This is a messenger RNA of Acanthaster planci (crown-of-thorns starfish), 1569 nucleotides long. Its product is annotated as beta-3 adrenergic receptor-like. The record is from RefSeq and is a predicted model, not a curated record. NCBI's taxonomy places the organism in Eukaryota, Metazoa, Echinodermata, Asteroidea, Valvatida, Acanthasteridae. Gene Ontology annotation, cellular component: membrane. Gene Ontology annotation, biological process: G protein-coupled receptor signaling pathway. Gene Ontology annotation, molecular function: G protein-coupled receptor activity.